Molecule: messenger RNA, 3028 nt
Organism: Drosophila virilis
Lineage: Eukaryota; Metazoa; Arthropoda; Insecta; Diptera; Drosophilidae
Source: RefSeq, a predicted model, not a curated record
AAAGUCGUCGAGUGCGUUUGCCAGUUGCUUUUGUUGCUGUCGGUGCGGCACACACACAAACACACACACACACAUACACGUCGAGUAAGCUGGUGCCGUGUUACAGUGGCUAAAAGCAAAAACAAACAAACAAACAACAACAAAAAGAAGAAGCCAAGCUCAUCAGCAGCAGCAUCAUCUUCUUCGUCAUCGUCAUUCGCAUACAAUAAAAAAAAAAAAAAUUUUAGUGCGCGCAGUCGUUAUGCAACUGAAGUGCGUUCCAAAACAAAUAUAAGUUACAUUUAUUAAGAAAUUAUUAAUAAAAAAAAUCGAAAGAAAUGCAAAGCAAAGCAAAGAAAAUCAUUAGAAAUUAGACACACAAAAAGUACGCUGAACGAAAUUUAAUAAGCUUUUCACAACGUUGAAAAAUGUCAAGUUAAAUUUUUAAGAAAUUUUAACAAAAACCAGUUUUGUCAAAAUUAAUAUAAAAAAAAACAAGUGAAACGCAAACAACAAUUAAAUUGUCAACAAGGCAGCAGGUGGCAGAGUGAAAAGCGCACACAUUGAAAGUGCAACAAGAGCGGCUGCCAAGCGUCUGCAAACGUAAUCAUUGGGAAAAUAUCUACAGAUUUUGCAACAAUUUCAACAUUUACAACAACAACUGCAGCAGAAAAUAAUUGAGCAAAAGACACUCACCCAAGAAGCGCCUGGACAAAAAUAAAUAAAUAAAAAAAAAAUGGUAUCGCGAAGAAAAAUAUUAUCACGUUCGCGGGAUGAUCUAAACCUGGAUCAGACGUUUACGCAACAGGAGGAGGAGGAGGAUGUUUGGUAUCAAAAAGAUAAACUCUACAAGGAACACAUACAGGAAGUGCUGGACAAAUGGACUCAAAUCGAUGAUGAGAUCUGGGCGAAAGUAAUUGUCUUUGAGCGCAAUCGCCGCGUGGCCAAGGCAUACGCACGUGCUCCGGUACUGACCAUCAAUGGCUCCGAUGAUGGCUUCGAUGGCAUGCGCAUUGGCUUGUGCGGCUUUGACAAUCCCAUGCGAGAUCAGAAGACGGACGAAAUGAAGCGCGUCAUCGGCCAGGGCGUCAAGAUCAAAAUGGACGAUGCUGGCAAUAUACUCGUGCGUCGCUAUGCCAAGAGCAACGUUUUUGUUAAGAGCACCGCCAGCAAUCCCAACGAGGAGACCUCAAUUGGUGCCGAAAUCUUAAAGCUGCCAAAUCAGGCGCUCGAAAGCGAAAAAAUAGUCAAGCUGUUCGAUAUGAAGAAGUUCCAGUCGAACGUAAAUCGUGAAUUGCGCCGUGCCUAUCCAGAUCGUCGGCGCUUGGAGACGCAAUGCCUAUCGGCAGUGGCCUUUGUCAAAUCAGAGAAUGACAUUUUGGAGUGCCCCAUUUGGGUGCUCAUUGUGAAUGUGGUAGCCAUGGAUAUGCUAAAGAGCAAGCUGCCGCCAGUGCAACGUCCCAUUGUGGACAUCAAGAAUCGCCCGCGAAUACCCAUACCAGAUGAGGAUCCCUACAGCGUGGCCGGUACCGGCAGCAACGGCAGCUCGGGCAGUUCUGGCUUUGGCAGCGGCCACCAGCAGCAGCAACUGCAGCAACUGGGCAAGCAUUUAAAUAAUGGCAGCAGCAGCGGUCAUGUGGCUGCCACACGUGAGCAACUGCUAUUGCAGACGCAACAAUUGGCGCAUAAGCGCAGCGAGAAGCCACCCAAAUUGCCGCCCAGGGAUAAUGUCUAUGCGCACGAUCUGAUUCCAAAGCCGGACUACGAUGACAUUGAUUUGGAGACCAGAAUCAAACUAUCGCGCGGCAAGUCCGACAAAGGCAAAGACAACAAGAAAUAUGAUGAUCCUUAUUACUGUGGCUUGCGUGCACGCGUGCCCAACUUUGUCAAGGCCUCCAAGUCCAGCGCCAAGGAUCAACGCGACGGCAAUGGCAACAACAUAAUCAGCAACAUGAACGGCAACGGCAGCAGCAACGGCAUCACCACGCUCAGCCAGAAAAAGACUUCGAUGAUACACAACCAUUUGGCCGGCAUGCAUCCACAUGCACAGCACAUACAGCAGCAACAGCAGCAACAGUUGAUGGCCGCGGCAGCAGCGGCUGCAGCGCAUGCCGUGCAUCAUCAGCCGGCGGGCCAUCAUCCACACCAGAUCUGGCAGACGCGCAGCUAUGAGAGUGGCAUAGAUUCGGAGCUUGUCGAAUCACCUUACAAUCACAUCUAUGGACGCCAUUUACCGCUGCCAACUCGCGGCUAUGUGCCCACACCACGCAUGUUUAUUGGGGAAUGGGACUGAGAGAAAGAUGAGGUGAAGGAUACAGACAGGACGAUGUAUGCAUACAUAUAUAUAUAUAUAUAUAUAUAUAUGUAUAUAUAUCAAAUGCUUCACACAAUCGCACUAUCUAAAACCAAGCGCCAAGACACAAAACAUGAUUUGGUUUUUUUUUUUUGUAUCAACUAAAACAGAAAUUAUUCAAGUGCAGCAAUAAUUUAAGUCAGAAAAUCACGAACUGUUUCCCAAAUUCAUUAAGUAAUUAAUUUAGCAAAAUAUAAUAAAAAAAAUAAUAAUCUUAGGCUAGACUUAAAUGUAUUCCACACAAAAUCCAUUAUGCAUAUAUGUAAAAAUAAUAUAUUCUACUUUUAAUAGCUGCGCAUAAUUGAUUUUGUUCUAAUAUUGAGAUUACGACAGCGCACUGGUAACUUUAUAUAUACGCAUAUAUAUAUACAUAUUAAAAUAUAUAUAUAUAUAUAUAUACAAAAAUUGACUUUUUUGCGCAAUAACACGCCAUUACAUUGUAUAGUUAUUAGUUACGUUUGUUUUGUGUAAAUUUAAAUGCGUUUCAGUUGUUGCAUCGAUUCGCAGCCAAAAUUCACAAGCCUAGUAUAUAUUUUUGUAUUGUCACAUACAUUGUAUUACGUUAAAAUCAAUACAUUUUGAAAAUAAAUGUAUAGGCUGAUUUGUCUGUUCUUAUCGUAAUAUGUAAUAUGUAUUCUGUAUUGUAUAUGAGCAACAAUAAAAAUUAUAUUCUAGUUAAAGUAAAAACCAUGUAAA